Colletotrichum navitas is the source of this 306-nucleotide messenger RNA. RefSeq lists its product as uncharacterized. The transcript has a single exon. The record is from RefSeq and is a predicted model, not a curated record. NCBI's taxonomy places the organism in Eukaryota, Fungi, Ascomycota, Sordariomycetes, Glomerellales, Glomerellaceae. The annotation marks the transcript as partial.
CCCUUUGAGCUGUGCCUCGAUCAGUUGAAGCACCUAUGGCGCAAACCCGUGGCAGCGUUCCAUGAGUGCUACGGUAGCCCACUAAACCCACCGAACAACGAAGUUCGCCGGGUAGGAAACGUGGCAUGGAUCGGUGUCCCUCUGUUUCAUCUUCUCGCCCUUGCACGGCCACUCCGCGAAGCUGCGUACCUGUGGUACAGCGGGCUUGACCGUGGUACCUUCGGCGGCAUCGUGGCUGACGGCUAUCGCAAAGACCUGCCAAUUGAAAAGGGGCUCGCCCGGAAAUCCUUGUCGCGUAUGAGAUGA